Suhomyces tanzawaensis NRRL Y-17324 is the source of this 2919-nucleotide messenger RNA. RefSeq lists its product as uncharacterized. The coding region runs from base 1 to 2919 and encodes 972 amino acids. The transcript has a single exon. Lineage: Eukaryota; Fungi; Ascomycota; Pichiomycetes; Serinales; Debaryomycetaceae. Gene Ontology annotation, biological process: DNA-templated transcription; regulation of DNA-templated transcription; chromatin remodeling. Gene Ontology annotation, molecular function: nucleosome binding; protein binding. Gene Ontology annotation, cellular component: HIR complex; nucleus. The record is from RefSeq and is a predicted model, not a curated record.
AUGAGAUUCUUGAAGCUCCCCUCCGUGCUCCACGGCGGCCAGAUCCAUGCCGUGGACAUCAACUCCGACAACACAAAGGUGGCAACUGCUGGCAAGGACGGUCUGGUACUGGUGUGGAGCAUGGCCCAGCUAGACCAGGCUGCGAGUGCUGAACAGGGCCAGGGUGCCCUUGUCCAGGGCGUCGGGCCCUUGGAAACCCAUCACAACCACGCCCUGGUGGUGAGUGUCGUCAGAUGGUCGCCGAGUGACCCAUCCCAGUACGUGUCGGGAGACAGUGAAGGCAGCGUCUACCUCGGAGCACGCAAGCUCUUCCCAUUCCCAGCCCAGGACCCUGGAGGCGUGUCGGCAGUGAUAGACCUCUCGUGGUCCCAUGACGGACGCUUGGUCGCCUGGAGCACCGCCGACGGCAAGACCUUGUUGAUCGACGUCGCCAACAAUACCUUCCAGGAAUUGUCUCGCCUCCAGCACUUGGACACGCCAGUCAUCCAGCGCAGCGUCCUGUUCGAUCCCACCAACAACUACCUCAUCACCUUGGGCGACGAUACUUUGAUCUACUUGUACCAGUACGCUUACGAAAACGGCCAGUAUUCCUUCCGUCUUAUCAACAAGAUCUCGCGCCUCAUCAACAAAAACCCCCUCAACGUCCACUACAAGCGCAUUUCAUGGUCUCCUGAUGGCGAGUUGGUGUCUAUACCGACUGCAAGCAAAAACCAGACGGCGUUGAUCUCGCUCAUUUCCCGCUCUAAAAACUGGCAGAACAGAAUCAGCUUGGUGGGCCACGGCUUGACCUGCGAAGUGGUCAAAUUCAACCCCAAGAUCUUCAACAGCUCGGAAACCGAUAACGACAACAUAUACAAUGUUUUGGCCACGGCUGGUUCCGACAGGACCUUGGCGGUGUGGAACACCUCCAAGGACACUCCCAUCUUCUUGCUCCAGGAAAUAGUAGACCACCCGAUCACCGACGUAUGCUGGGACCGUACGGGGACUACCUUGUUUAUCUCUUCGUUGGAUGGUUAUUUGGGAAUAAUCUCCUUUGAAAAAAAUGAACUAGGCUACCAAGUAUCCCAGGAGGUGGUCUCUGAGUUGGCAAAAUUUGAAAAAGAAUUCGUCAAGCCCUUAAACCACAAGUAUGAGACUGAACAACCGACCGGGCGAAGAGGAAACGCAAACCAAAUCGAAUUGGUAGAACAAAAAAAUUCCACAGAUAUGCUGGCCCCCGUCAUAACAGAAAGUAAGGAAGAAGUCAAGGAUGCUGCAGUUGCAGAACCUGUAGUCAAACAAGAGCUGAAAAAAAAGGGUGCAAUUAUUCCUGAAGUCCUAGCGCCUCCGGACAUGAAUGAGCCUGAGCCGCAGACAAACGAUGAUAUACUCCAAUCGGCCAUGACUGAAAGACUGUCGAAACAGCCGGUUGCAAAGCCAAAAACUAUUACCACUGCGGGUAAGGAGAAAGAAAAAAUCGAGAAGGAGAAGGAAAAGUUGGAGAAACAGAAAAUUACUACCAAGAAUGGAAAGAAAAGAAUACAGCCAAUGUUAAUUUCUAAUGGUGGUUCAAAGGAAGAUACUAAAGUCGAAUCCAGUUCAAAUGGAACAAAGAUCUCAACUAACAAUAGUUCCAAAAGUUUGAUUGAGUUUGAUAAGCCAUCAUACUCCGUUUCGGAAAGAUUCUACAAAGACAACAAGAGAUCAAAGCAAGACGAUGGAAGCACUACCAAAAAGUUCAAGCGUGAACUCGAACCCAUCAAAUACAUUGGAUCACCAAUCUUGAACCCAAACACUUCGUUUGCUAAGGUGAGGCUAGCUGUUCCAAAAGUUAGACUUGGCUUCCAAAUUACCAGUAAAUCAGAUGAAGAUACAUUUGUUCUUGACAUUAAGAACGGAUCUGGAAAUGAAACGAAGCCAUCAAGAAUUACCUACUUCAAAAAAGACAAACAGGUUUGGUGUGAUUUUAUUCCUAGGUAUAUUCAUUUAGCAACCGAAGGGUCUCUUUUCUGGGCCUUGAGCUCUUCUGAUGGACAAAUCUUGACAUAUACACACGCUUCAGGCAAGCGCCUUUUACCACCACUUGUCUUGGGAUCACCAAUAUCUUUUCUUGAAAGUCAUACCAACUACUUGAUGGCAGUGACUUCGAUCGGAGAGCUCUAUGUUUGGAACCUCGAAAUCAAAAAGGUCGUUUUGACAACGAAUUUGGCGCCACUUUUGGAGCUUAGCAAUAAGUAUCAGGAAGACGGAUUGUCAAAGUCAGAUAAUAUUACCAUGUGUGCUAUCACCUCAUCAGGUAUACCGUUGGUUACUUUAUCAAAUGGAUCUGGAUAUUUGUAUAACAAGGACUUGGGAAUUUGGCAAACCAUCACUGAAUCUUGGUGGUCUUUCGGUUCACAUUUCUGGGACAGUAGUGAGGAAAAUAGCACUAAAUCAAGUUCUUCCUCAUUAUUCUCAGAGGAGACCUCAAUAAUCGAACUUUUGGAACAAAAAACUAACGAAGAAAUCAUCAGAAAAACUAGAACUGGAAGGGGCAAGUACUUUAACAAAAUUUCUAAGAAUAUGAUUAUGAAAGAAGGAUUCGAGAAUUUGGAGAAUACUAUAUCAAUUAGUCAUUUGGAGAAUAAGAUCCUAUGCUGUGAACUUCUUGGUGAAAACAAAGAUUUCCACAAAUACUUCAUCACGUAUGUUAAGAGAAUCUGUGAGUUAGGAUUUAAAGCAAAGUUGUUUGAAGUCUGCAACCACUUAUUGGGACCUCAAAGUGACGAAGAUGAAGAAAACGAAGUAGAUACCAAGUGGGAUCCAAUGGUUUGUGGAUUGAAGAAGCAUGAUUUGUUAAAGGAAGUAAUUUUGGCUUGCGCCCAAAGCAGAGAUGCUCAAAGAAUUUUGAUUCACUUUGGGAAUAAGAUAGGCUUAGUUGAGGAUCCACAGCCGAUCUGA